UAUGCCAUAGCUGCUACAGGGUGCGAUCUGAAUGCCCAUUCGCUCAGUGGCUUUACUUCGUUUUGGCAAGAAAACCCAAAUUUAGGGAAACAGAUUUAGUCAAUUCCUAUCUUCUGCUAUACAUUAGACAAAAGGAUUAUCGUUUGUCAAACUUCCAUAACCCUUUUUGCGAUUUGCUUCUGGGAUUGACUUCGUGUAUCAGUUUUGUGAGUGAUGGAAUUUUUUUAACAAAAAAAGUCAACGUAUGAGGGUAGGAAUGGAGUUGUAGGUAUUAAGGAUUUAAAUUCUAGACAUGUUGAUGUUAUAUUUUUCACAUAAUUAUAUAAAUUAAUUGAGCUUAGCUUUGAGUUAUAAUUCAAAUGAUUCUUAUUUUUUAAUGAAUCUGAUAAUUAUGUUGAAUUUGUAAUGAUUGUAGCUGUCAACAAUAUCCGAUAUUGUGGAAAUCAUGUUUAAAAGAAGCCAUCAUCCUUCUAUCAUGAGCAACCACUACUACAAGAAACAGUAGCAGAAAGUUUUAGAAUUUCAAGAAAUUUGAAAACAAUUCCUCAAAAACGGCUGCAAGUGAACCAAAGUGAUAGAAUCUUGGAAACCCUCUUCCUUUCCAAAUUCCCAAAGAUUGUAGAGAAUUAGAAACUAAUGACACUAGAUUAUGGUUGAUCAUUGAGGCUCAUUAGUGUCAGAAAUCAUAUGCCAACUUCCAGCUUGUCAUUUUAUACUAUGCGAUGUCCACCAAAAUGACUUCUCCAUUGAAGAUUUCAUUGACUUAGGAUAAUUACGUCUUUUUUUUUUUUUUUCUAAUCCAAUUCAUUUUUAUAAUCAUGUUUUUGACACAUCCAACUUUUUGAAAGUCUUUCAAGCUUGAAAUUAUGGGGACCCAAUAUUGGUCUCCAUUUGACAGAUUUUCUUUGAAAAUAAUGGUUCAUUUGAUUUGUUUGGAAAAGGGUUUGUAGUUAGGGGAAUAGCACAAACCUGCUUGAGCAUUAAUUUAUGGCUUGUCAAUGUCAGUGCCUAGUUUUGUAGUGUUCUUCAAGCAUUUCUAGCCCCUCGGGGUUGGAUUCAUAUAAGUUUCUUCAAUGGUACUAUUUAUACUUGUAAAAUAAGAAGUUUUACGAAAUCUAGCCCUAAGCGUUAGAGACGAUUUAGUAGGCUGAAAUUGAACUAGCAAUUGAUUAUCACUGAAAACGUAGUAAGUCAGCAUGCAUAUUAUUAAAGUGGUUGAAUUGCUAUGAACUUGUGAAUUCAAAUCCAGACACAUUAACCCGAUCAAAAUGAUAAGUUGCAUUGGUAUGCCAACUUACACUAAUAAAAAAAAGCUAUAAUACCUUUGCACGUAAAACUACCCCUAACACAGAAGAAGCUGGUGUUGUUAUUAGAGAUGAGGAAGGAAGGGUCAUUGCAGGGUCUGCUAAAAAGGCAAAUGUCCAUUCUGGUCUCGAGGCAGAAGCCAGUGCUUUGAAAGAGUGAGCUUCCCUGAAUCAAUGCAGCUAAAAAAGAUUGUGUUGGAAACUGAUUCCGAUCUUUUAUAUAGACAAUUAACAGGAAAGAGAAAAACAAAAAAUGGGUGUUGGAGAGUGUUCCCUUUUGAAAAGGAUAUGAUAUGCACAAAAAGAAGUUGAAAUUUGAAGGUUUUGGAUGUUCAUAGUGUUGUAUUUAUGUCGCCAUUAGUGAACUAACAAGGUUAAUUUGUUCACGAUUAUAUUGAUUAAUGUUAAAUUAAUGAGAAAUUGUAAUUAUACCAUAUCAUGUUGUGAUGGGUCGGUCUUUAGUAAUGGGAGGUCUCUUGCAUAUACCGAACUGGCCCUUUGAACUCAAUGGUGUGGUCAGAUGAGUACCUCAAACUUUUCAAUGUUCGUCUUCCUUCGUUGCUUGAAUGGCCGACCACCAUGAAACCUGCAGCAGCCACGCCACCGGCGACGCCUCCUCCCCCGGCAACGACUCUGGUGGUUUUGGCUCCUACCCACAUAAAGAUUCUGGCAGUAAGGAUUUUGAUAAUUAGGGAGACAACGUGGCUCAAUGAUGAUGAAUGAGAGGAAGGCAAUCGACCUUGCACAAGGAUGGGAACUUAUGCAAAAGGGAAUUACAAAGUUGAAGAACAUUCUAGAAGGCUUAUCGGAGCCACAGUUUAGCUCUGAGGAUUAUAUGAUGAUUUAUACAACCGUUUACAAUAUGUGCAUGCAAAAGCCUCCUCAUGACUAUUCUCAACAGUUGUAUGAUAAAUCUCGAGAAUCUUUUAAAGAAUACGUUACUUCAAUGGUACUUCCAUCUUUACGAGAAAAGCAUGAUGAGUUUAUGUUGAGAGAGCUGGUGAAAAGGUGGGCUAAUCAUAAAGUAAUGAUUAGGUGGUUCUCUAAGUCCUUCUAUUUUCUGGAUUUCUACUUUAUUCCUAGGAAGUCACUACCUUCCCUGAAUCAAGUUGGGCUUACUUGUUUCCGAAAAUUGGUCUACCAAGAGCUAAACGCAAAAGUGAGGGAUGCAGUAAUUUCUCUGGGUGAGCAGAUUGAUCGAGUUUUGUUGAAGAAUGUUUUAGAUAUAUUCAUUGAAAUUGGAAUGGGAGAAAUAGAUUACUAUGAGAAUGACUUUGAGGCAGCUAUGCUGAAAGAUACAGCUGUCUACUAUUCAAGGAAAGCUUCAAACUGGAUUAUAGAUGAUUCUUAUCCGGAUUAUUUGUUGAAAGAAUGUUUAAAACGAGAGAAGGAUAGGGUCUCCCAUUACUUACAUUCAAGUAGUAAGCCAAAACUGCUUGAGGUUGGUAUUCCUUUUGUUAUGUUAACCCAGUUUUCUAAAAUGUUACUUAAUAACGAGGACUCCGGAUGCCAUGCAUUGCUCAGAGAUGACAAGGUGGAGGACUUGUCAAGUAUGUUUAGAAUCUGCUCUGAAAUUCAUCAAGGUUUAGAUCCCAUGUCAAGCAUUUUCAAACAGCAUGUUACUGCUGAAGGCAUUGCUUUGGUCAAACAGGCUGAGGAGGCUGCAAGCAACAAAAAGGUUUUUAUGAGGAAAGUAAUUGAGCUUCAUGACAAAUACCUAGCAUAUGUGAAUGAUUGUUUUCAAAAUCAUAUUCUCUUUCACAAGGCUCUUAUGGAAGCUUUUGAAGUAUUUUGCAACAAGGGUGUUGCUGGAAGCUCAAGUGCAGAGCUAUUUGCCACUUUUUGUGAUAAUAUUCUCAAGAGAGGUGGAAUUGAGAAAUUGAGCGAUGAAGCAAUCGAAGAAACACUUGAAAAGGUUGUAAAGCUACUUGCUUAUAUUGGUGACAAAGACUUGUUUGCUGAAUUCUAUAGGAAAAAGCUUGCUCGAAGGCUUCUAUUUAACAAGAGUGCUAAUGAUGACCAUGAGAGUAGCAUGUUGACAAAGCUAAAACAGCAGUAUGGCAGUCAGUUCACCUCAAAGAUGGAGAGAAUGGUCACGGAUUUGACAUUGGCAAGUGAAAACCAUACAAGUUUUGAGGAGUACUUGAGCAAUGAUCCAAAUGCAAAUCCAGGGAUUGACUUGACAGUAACUGUUUUGACUACCGGCUUCUGGCCAAGUUACAACUACUUUGAUCUCAACCUUCCUGCAGAGAUGAUUAAGUGUGUUGAAGUUUUCAGGGAUUUCUAUCAGACAAAAACGAAACAUAGAAAACUUACUUGGAUUUAUUCUAUGGGCACUUCUAACCUUAUUGGGAAAUUUGAACCGAAAACAAUGGAGUUGAUUGUCACAACAUAUCAGGCCUCUGCCUUACUGCUGUUCAACUCCUCAGAUAGGCUGAGCUAUUCAGAGAUCAUAACACAAUUGAACUUAACUGAUGAUGACGUAGUUAGACUUCUGCAUUCGUUGUCAUGUGCUAAAUAUAAAAUUCUUAACAAGGAGCCAAGCAUGAAAACCAUCUCUUCCACUGAUCAUUUUGAGUUCAACUCCAAUUUUACCAAAAAAAUGAGGAGGAUCAAGAUUCCUCUCCCCCCUGUGGAAGAGAAGAAGAAAGUAAUUGAAGAUGUAGACAAGGAUAGACGGUAUGCCAUUGAUGCCUUGAUUGUGCGCAUCAUGAAGAGUCAGAAAGUUCUGGGGCACCAAAAGUUGGUUACGAAGUGUGUCGAACAGUUGGGCGGCACAUUCAAGCCUGAUGUCAAGUAUAUCAAAGAGCGAAUCGAGGACCUGAUUGCUCGAGACUAUCUCGAGAGGGACAAGGAUAACCCCAAUAUAUUCUGGUACUUGGCAUGAUGUGGCCUAGUCCUGAUGAAGUGGUGACUAUUGCUGCUUCAAAUAACUCAAAAUGGCCAGAUGUUGUCGGUUCAUGAUGAAAGUGGCAUAAGCAUAAUGAGAUGCCACCUGACGAGUGCUUUUGGUGAUUGCUAAGCAGGAUCUGAGAUGCUUGUAUGGUAGGAACCAGGUGUGGCCAAGUUGUAUAAAAUUGUGAAAUAAACCCGGAGAAAUUGUAUUUGAUCCCAUAGCGUGAUCGGGUGCAGCUAGUAACCAUCUGCUCUCUGGUUUCUUUUUACUGCAAAGCCUAUUUCAUGACUUAGUUGAUGCUUGUUUGUUUAUGACCCCGUUGUUCCAACAAAAUAAAACUCAAGCUGCAUUAUGAUUUUAAGUUGCGGAAAUGUUAGGAAUUGGUCUGUCUGAAUGCACCUAGCAUCUUAUGCUUUUGUCUAUGCUGUUCUUUUACAAGAUCACUUUCUUCCUUAGUUUAAUUAACCCCAUGAGCAUGUUAAUGAGAAAGUGUGGUGUGAGAAGCAUAUGCCAUAGCUGCUACAGGGUGCGAUCUGAAUGCCCAUUUGCUCAACGGUUUUACUUCGUUUAGGCAAGAAAACUCAAAUUCAGGGAGACAGAGUGGAAACUCGCACUCAACUUAUGAAGUAUUAUCUAUUUUGAUGUGACGGUUUUAUUUUACAAAAUGUGUCUCACAACUUUGAGAUUAAGUCUCUGCAUAUAUAUUAUUUUUUAUUUACACAUUUUUCUGAUGUGGAUUGGGGCGUCUCGCAGUUUUAUCCUAUAAAAGGUGUUUCACAAGUUUGGGAUUAAGUUUCUACAUAUAUAUUAUUUUUUAUCCACACAUUCUUCUAAUGUGGAUUUGGGGCAUUACAAUCUUUUUACCUUUGAUGUUUGAUGUUUCUGUUAAGUUGAGUUUAUCUAUAGGAUCAAGAUCACACCGGUAUAUUUUUAUUUAUCUAUACAUUUUUUAGAUAUGAAUUGGAGGUGUUAUAAUCUCUCUUUACAAUCUCUCCACUACAAUCUCUCCACCUUUAAUGUUUGAUGUUUCUGUUAAGAAUUAUUCUUUAUACACACCUUUUUCACAUUUUUUUGAUAUGAAUUUGGGGUUUUACAAUCUCCCUACUUUUAAUGCUUGAUGUUUCUAUCCACAGGAUCAAGAAUCACUCCACACAUUUUUCUGAUAUGAAUUAGGGGCGUUACACGCUCUUCACCUUUAAUACUUGAUAUUCAUUUUUCUUAUGUAAAUUAGGGGUGUUACAAUCUCUCCACCUUUAGAUGUUCCUGUCAAGUUGAGAUUACUCACCUUUAAUGCUUGAUGCUCCUGUCAAGUCGAGUUCAUCCACAGGAUCAAGAUCACACUAGAUCAUUGUAUAGCACUUAGUGACUCUCACGGAAGAUCACACAAGAUCACUAAGAUCACUCCACACAUUUUUUUGAUGUGAAUUAGGGGCAUUACAAUCUCUUCACCUUUAAUGCUUAAUGUUCCUAUCAAAGCGUUAAUGCUUGAUAUUUUUGUCAAGUCGAGAUUACUCUACAUAUUUUUCUGAUGUAAAUUGGGGGCGUUACAAUCUCCCCACUUUUAAUGCUUGAUAUUCUUAUCAAGUCUAGUUCAUCCACAAGAUCAAGAUCACACCAAAUCAUUAUGUAGCACUUAGUGACUCUUACGACUAUC
This is a messenger RNA of Durio zibethinus, 5854 nucleotides long. The record is from RefSeq and is a predicted model, not a curated record. NCBI's taxonomy places the organism in Eukaryota, Viridiplantae, Streptophyta, Magnoliopsida, Malvales, Malvaceae.